UGGACAGUUCCACGAGUGUAAAAGGAGAAGCAGCCUGAGCUCCUUUUGGACUCGGCGUUGCUCGAGUGAGCAAAAACAAGAUUCUACAUUUUUAAUAAAAGGUUUAUAGUAUUUUUAAAAAGCAUAUAAACCUCAGUAAUACAGAAGUUAAUGUUUUGUUUUGUCUGAGAUGGACCAAGUGGGUGGUACCAUGUGUAGCAGAACUUAGCCUGGACACGUGGUCUGAGAAUGACCAAUCAGGCGCUCCUCCAGGUUUAACUAUGUUAAAUGUCAGAUUGCAAUAAACUAGAAGCUGUUGGUCGGGCCCGCGGAAAUGGGCGAGCAUAAUCUCCUUAAUCCAGGGUUUGUGGGACCUUUGGUAAACAUCCACACUGGAGACACAUUUUACUUUCCGAAUUUUAGAGCCUCAGGGGGACAACUGGCGGGGCUACCGUCUCUCUCGUACCCGAGAAGGGACAACGUUUGCUCCCUCCCGUGGAAUCCUUCGGAGCCGUGCAAUGGAUACUCUCAAUCCUACUUUAGCAGCCCCGUGUCUAUUAACCCUUCCUUCAAUCGGUCGUGUGAAAUUACCAGACCAGAGGAAGGCAAAUGCUAUUACAACAAUGGCAACGGAAAUAGGGAGACCUGUUCAGGUGGCAGCAGUCUCAAACGAGAGGAUAGGGCGAGAGACACAUCAUCCCUAACAUCUGACCACGGGAUGCACAGUGGAAUUGGCAGCACCGCUGCCUUUUCCAAAUACGAUUAUGGGACCGAGCAGCUAACGCAAGACCCGCCAUCCUGUCAGUCAAUGGAGUCCGAUUCCAGCUCCUCUCUGCUCAACGAGGGCAGCAAGCCUUCAUCCAGCGACACACAGACCCUGGUGUCACCGGGAAGCCAUUCCAGCAACAUAGCCGCAGGCGGAGGUGCCCCGUGGUACCCGAUGCACACUCGGACCAGAAAGAAGCGCAAACCUUAUUCCAAACUUCAGCUGGCUGAGCUAGAAGGUGAAUUUAUGCUGAAUGAAUUCAUCACCAGGCAGCGGCGGAGGGAACUCUCCGAUCGUCUGAAUCUCAGCGACCAACAAGUCAAGAUCUGGUUCCAGAACCGCAGGAUGAAGAAGAAGAGACUCAUGCUGAGGGAGCAAGCUUUGGCCUACUUUUAGAGAUGCGGCAGAAGGUGAAUCGAUAGGCAGUAAAAAGAAAAAGAAAAAAAAGAAAAGAAAAAGCCAAGCCUUCUACGCUCCCUUAGGUCUUCUUUCAGUGCAUGCAACCAUCUAUCCAUCUUUUACAUUGCAAGCAAUUAUUACCCUACUUUAUUUUUAAUAUUUUUAUAUCAAAGGUGCGGGUUGCAAAAACCAUAAACAAACCGCUGUCUGGCAUCCAAAGCUAUACACGUCAGUGAGUCUUCAUAUUUUUGCAUAAUCGCACAGAAAAAGCUGUGAGAAUGUAUUUGUGUGCGUGUGUUUGUGUUUUACUUUAUCCCGAUCUGUCAUUAGUGUACGGCGCAAAUGUGUCUUCAGUGUAACAUCUUUUUCGGUUGACAUAUGAUGACGACAUCAGGAUUGUUACCGUUUUAGUCAGAGAAAAUAAGGCGGGAGAGUCGGCGAAUCCUCGAAAUAGGCCUAAAAAUAACACUGAAGUCAGACAGAGAAGCCUGACUGGGGUGAAUCAGUGCAAAAAGAAAUGUCUGAAGUUAUGAAGUGAUAAAGAAGAAUCUCGGUUUCGGUCGCCUUUACCUCCACAUGCCAUAUUUUGCUGGGUAAGAGGAACAACGCCUUUAUCUUGUCUCCAUAGUUUUCGCCACGUUUAUGGGCACGUUCACGGUCACGGGCAGCAGAUCUGGAAGUCUGGGAGUCUGUGUGAGGAGAAGGAGAGAACUAAAACCGCAGUGUGAUUCAUAUCAAUGUUUUUAUGACUGCGCAUUGAAAAUUGAUUGCCAUUACUUUGUUCAUGUGCAAAUAGAUUUCUGAAGGUAUUUUCCUCUCCCCCCCCCCCCUUCUUUUAUUGCCUUUAAACUUGUCUUAACAACAACCACUGAAUCCCGCAUGGGUUGCGUUUCUUUAGUGAGGUCACCGUUAGAGAACGGGUUUGAGCUGCUAUAAAAAGUUUAAGUCCAGACUGUACCAGUGAAAAAAGUGUAUUUUACAAUGAACUAGCGAGGACCUGUAAUGGAGAGAUUCAACAGUACUACAUAACUGUGUUCUAGGCCAACUCGCUUACAGGGAGGGACCCGCCUAAAGUUGCAACAGCGGGAGAAUAAGUUGUUUUGGGGGGAAAGCGCAUUUCAGAAACUCGGUGCUUAUGAUUUUUUUUAAAUCAAUAUGUACAAUUAAAAAAAAUGUAAUCAUAGGCUUAUGUGUGUGCUCCCUUAAUUCAGAGUGAAUGCAGUGCAUUAUCCGUCAUGUGAGUAAGCUAUAGCAGUGAAAUGUUCUCAGCAUGUUAUUGAUGUGAAAUAAUCAUAAGUCAUGUUCUGCAGGACACUUUUUCUGUAGGUGACUUUUAUAUUUUUUCUUCCAAACAAAAGCCAACAAACUAAAACUUUUUGGACUCCAACGUCUUCAAAGAAUGUAUUAUUAUUCUUAUUCUUAUUAUUAUUAUUAGGGAGGGAGGACGGUCUAUUAGACCUAUUAAUGUACUUGCUUUUUGCAAUGUGCUCAGUGUUGUCCCUUUCUUUACCCUGUAUUCGUGUAUAACUUUGUACAAUGAAAUGACAUAUGUUAGUAUUUGCAUCCUAUUUGAGGAGGCCUUAUCGCUAUAUAAUAGGCUAGUGCUUUAUGUUAUUGACCGUCUUGUAACAAUAUCGCAUUCCAUAGGCUAUAGCCUAUUUGUGGUUGUAAGGGCUGGAAAUGUAGGCCAAAAGUGUAUAGUGUCAAGAAUGGUAAGAAACGGUAUGUAGAAUUGUUUAAUUUUUUACAAUUUUUAAAUUUAAUUUUUUUUUUAAAUUUUAUUUUUUAUUUUUUACCAUUCAUGGCAUUUAAAGAAACGACGUUUCAAUGUAAUAGUUGUUUAUUAUCGUUAUUUUAUGUCACUCCGAUUGCAUUCCUUUCUUUGCGCUUGUAAGGAUUGCUACGUUGUCUUGUAAAAGUAAUAAUGAUAUGAAUGUAUAUGCGUAAGGUCUUCAAUAAAACAGAGUAUUG
Messenger RNA from Oreochromis aureus, 3115 nucleotides. RefSeq names its product homeobox C12a (gene hoxc12a). The transcript has 2 exons. Gene Ontology annotation, biological process: regulation of DNA-templated transcription. Lineage: Eukaryota; Metazoa; Chordata; Actinopteri; Cichliformes; Cichlidae. The record is from RefSeq and is a predicted model, not a curated record. Gene Ontology annotation, molecular function: sequence-specific double-stranded DNA binding; DNA-binding transcription factor activity, RNA polymerase II-specific. The coding region runs from base 314 to 1141 and encodes 275 amino acids.